AUGUCAUUGCUCCCUGAUCGAACAGAUCGAACAGAUCGAACAAGAAAAAAACCAAAGGUUAAAAUACCUGUCCCUGUAUUCACCUCAGAAUUAAUUAAAGAUCCUAGUCCGACUUGUUCAUUGUUAAAUAAUUUGCAGAGAGAAGAACAAGUCCUAAUUCAGAAAUUGUAUAUCGUCCGGCAGUUAGCAGACGUAGUGAAAACAGAAAUUUCUGCUUCUUCCUUGAUGCAAGACGCAACAGGCACUUUUAAUAAUCCCAUUAUUUAUAUUAAUUAUAAAGAACAACAAAAUCCUCUAGAAUAUGGAAAUUCCCAUUAUACAUUAUUACCGGAUAAUUCUCAAACAAAUAUUUAUCCCAGUUCUUCCCAAACAAAUUUACCUGAUUCCUCAACAGAUGCUUCUUCUACAUUAUUACAAGAAACUAGUAUUACAGACUGUAAUAUUUCUAAUCCAGAUUUAUUCAAUUCCGCAACAAAUCUUUAUCCUUCUGCAUUGCAAGAAACUAGCGUUAUAAACUGUUCUGAUUCCUCUGCAAAUACAUAUCCUUAUACAUUUUUUCAAGAAACCAAUAUUAUAAACUGUAAUACUUCUCAACCAAAUUCUUCAACAAACACUUAUUCUUCCACAUUAUCGCAAGAAAUUAGUAGUAUAGACCAUAAUACUUCUCAACCAAAAUCAUCUAAUUCCUCGGCAAAUACUUGUGUUUCUGGCAAUUUGUUUAAAAUUGAAACGCCUAAGACUUUUCGGGCGAAACUUAAACGUAAGUCAAAAAGAAGAUAUCAAAAUUUGGUGAUCGACUUGGAGAAGAGAUCUGAACUCCUUGAAAAUGAAUUGAUCGAAAGAUAUCGAAAUUUAAUGCUUGACUUGGAGAAGAAUC
Messenger RNA from Dentiscutata erythropus, 877 nucleotides. The record is from the annotation of a GenBank genome assembly. Lineage: Eukaryota; Fungi; Glomeromycota; Glomeromycetes; Diversisporales; Gigasporaceae.